Messenger RNA from Hevea brasiliensis (rubber tree), 1425 nucleotides. RefSeq lists its product as uncharacterized. The transcript is spliced from 3 exons. Bases 125 to 1192 code for a protein of 355 amino acids. NCBI's taxonomy places the organism in Eukaryota, Viridiplantae, Streptophyta, Magnoliopsida, Malpighiales, Euphorbiaceae. The record is from RefSeq and is a predicted model, not a curated record.
UCCCUUAGAAACGGCAAUCCAAAUCAACAGACCUCUCAUUUCUAACCUCCUCUUUCUGGUUAUUGCAAGGUUCCAUGUUGAGAUCAAUAGCACACUUGCAAUUUUAUUAAUUCAUUAGAAAGAGAUGGGAAAGUGCGUGAUAAUGAUGAUGGCAGCAGCGAUGGUGGUGGUGUUAUGGGCGGCGGUAUCGGUGGAUGUAGGAUGGUGCAAGGAUGCUGUGAAUAUGGCUGCAAGUAAUGUGGAGGUGAAGGCGAAAGAGAUGAAGCAGAAAGCAGCCAUGCAGGGUGUCAAGGAAAAGGCCGACUCCUGGUCUGACUGGGCUUAUGGGAAGUUCUCAGGGGGGCUUGGAUUGAAAGGAAAUGACGCCAGAGAAGCAGCUCAAAACCUAAUGGAUAGAGCCUCAAGGACAUCAGAUACAGUGAAACGUGCCGCAUCUGAAGCUUCAAGGCGUGCUUCUGAAAAGAAAGGCAAGGCAGAUCAGGUUAUAAGAAUGGCUUCAGAUAGAGCUAGUGAUGCCAGAGAAGCAAUGGCAGGAGCAAUGAACUAUGGGAAAGAUAAAAAUGACGCCUAUGACAUGGCUUCAAAUUGGGUUAGUGAUUCCAAAGAUGCAAUGGCAGAAGGAAUGCAUUAUGGUCGAAGCAGACUUGGUAAGGCUUAUGAAGAAGCAAUGAAGCAUGGAAAAGAGAGAGCAGCUCAUGUUCAUGAUGAAGCUAAGCAGCAAUUUAAUAAGGCUAAAGGAGCAAUGGAAAGUGGAAUGGGUUAUAGAAGAUGGGACGAGAUGGAUGUCUUUGAGGAAGCUAUAAAUAAAGUCGGAGAGGCAUGCAUGACGGCCAAGGAAACAAUGAAUUUUCAGGGCAAGUCUAAGUAUGAAGCUGCCAAGGAGAGAAUGUCAAAGGCAACUGGUGAUCUAGGAGCCAAGAUGAGAAAUGAGAGAGCUACUGACAUGUAUGAUGAAGCUAAGCAGAAAAUUGACACUGCUUCAGACACAGCCAUGGAGAAGGCUAAGAACGCAAAAAGGGCAAUGCAAGGAGCAAUGGGGCAUGAAAUAUGGGAAGAGAUGGGUGCCUUUGUUGAAGCUGUAAAUAAUGUAGGUACGGCAUACAGGUCAGCCAAGGAAGAUACAACUUUUCAAGGACAGUCUAAGUAUGAAGCUGCCAAGGAGAGAAUGUCGAAGGACACUGCAGAUCAUUGAGUAGAAGUACCACUUUCUACAUGCUAUCUUCAUCAGUGAGUCAUUGACAUCAGUCUGUUUGCAUCUUUAGUUCUCAUAACAUGUUCUCUGAGACAUCAUUUAGAAGUCGUGUCUAGCUAUGGGGUUCAAAUUCAAGAUGGACUUAUGGUUUUCUAUUUUCAUUGCAUAUUAUAGUCCAGGAACUGAACUCAUGAGUACUUUCUGCUCGCAAUGAGGUAGAUGUGUUUAAGAAA